AUGUCUCCCUUUAUUGGAAAGAAGUUGGGAUUCUCAUUAGGAGGUUCAAACGGAGGAGUAAUUCAAAGAGAUGAAGAAUAUCUCUCCUUCAAUCCAACACUUCUUCCAGUCAAACAUUGGAAAGUCCGUCAUUUCACAUUCUUUCUCUCACAAUUGAAUGAAAAUUACAAUCAAAUUUGUCAAAAAAUUCGAUUGUUAAAAGUACCUUCAGAUUCAUUCACAAUUUCUGAAUCCACCAUUUCCAUUUUUGUGCAAGAAGAAUGGGAUGGAAAUUCGUUAAUUUCAUUUUCAAAGAUGGAUUUGGAAAAUAUUGGAAUUCCAAACAAUGAGAGCGAAAUUAUUUUCAAUGCCGUUCAAAAUUUACUUCAAGUUCAAAAGGAAAUGAAUGACACGGAUGAUGGUAUUGAUAUGAAUGGACAGGUAUUGACUUCCAAAACUACCAUUUCGAAUGUGACAAGUGGAAGCAACAAAAGAGCAACCAUGCAUGUCGCGUCCUCUCAAUUGUCUCUUUCGAGUGAUGCUUCUUUCAGCAGUGAAGAUGUUGCAGUGGUUGACCAUACCAGUUUGAGUUCUGAUGUGCAAAUGUCUUCAAAAACAACAACUGCACAUUUGUCUCUUCACAAAAAAACAAAUUCUGAUCAAACAUUGCUUUCAGAAGAAUUUAAAGCUAAACUUGAGAGAAGAUUGUCCUCACUUCAACAAAUGACAUGUGACAGUUCCUCUCAAACAGCCACCCAUACUACAGAUGAAGCUUCAGAACAUUCAAAUUCUUCUCCUCCAUCGUCGGAUUCUUCUCAAUCAUUGACACAAGAAUCCUCAACAGCUGUAAACAGCUCUCCUUCCACUCCAGUCAUUUACAGAAAGGAAUCCGUCAAAAAGUUUUCCUACGAUUCACCACCACCUUCGAUGACAAGUGGCAGCAGUAAUUAUACUGGUCGAUUCGCCAACAAACAGGCAGUGGUCAUUACUCGACGUGACACCAGUACCGAAUCUUCACCUUCGAACAACACUUCUUCGACCUCACCAAAUUCAUCAUUAUCCAGUCCAACCAAUAGUGUUCCCACUCUCACACAAUUUUCCGAAGUGUCUUCUUCGACCUCAACAACAACAAUGACACGACCUCCCAAACCCAUGGGAUACUCAGCACGUAAAUCCAUGUUUUCUUCACCACAACCUCCAGAAGAUUCAAAAGACGUGUCCUCUAAUAGUUCACAUCAUGUCAAUAGUUCACAUCCACCAACCGUUCCACAACCUUACAAAUCAACACAGAAUCAUCAACAACAGAAUCGACAACAGUCACCUCUUUCCAUCACGAGUAGUCAUAGUGUGACUUUAAGUUAUACUUCUCCUCAGAAUGCAAAGAAUUUACCUUCUUCUUCACGUGAACAAAAAAGUGCCUCUGUGGAUGUUGAUUCACCAGAUUCCAAUACGAGACCUUCGGUUGAUUCGAGUAGUAGUACCAGUAGUGGUGGUUUUCCUGUUAUGGUUGGUUCUGAAAGUAAUGUCACCUUGUCACAUUCUUCAAGUGAUGAAAAAGUGAACAAACUUAAAAAGAAAAUGGAAUGUAAGAACAAAAAUCGACCUACAUGCACUCUUGAUUAUGACUUGGAGAGCUACAUCAAAUCGAUCGAUGAGAAACAAAUUCCUCAAACAAGUUAUCCUCAUUUUCUUAACAAUGAUUUAAUUUUAAUCGAACAAUUAGGAAAAUACAAGUCACGCUACAAGAAUAUUUAUUUACUCUUGACGGAUCCAACUUCCUAUGACACGAUUAUAGAACGCAAAAAAGAUUCCAAAAAGAAGAAAUUGUUUGAAGUGUCUUCCACCAAUGAGGCAUCCAAUUAUUCCAGAGAAGGAAGCAUUCCUUCACCAGGAACUGAACCCAAUUUUGACAAAAUAUUUCCAUCUGAGGCCUCUGAACAAACUCAUGCAACCACUUCGAGUAUUGUCAUUGAUUAUGCAUCGGUCCAAUUGAGUGAACAUUUGCCUCUUCUCAUCGAUUUGAAACAUUUGAACGAAUUGGAAAAAGUUUGUGUUUCGAAUGCCUUUAAAAAGAUUGCAACCAUCGAUCGAAGAAUUUUUUCACACCGCGAAAAGAUUUUCAUUGCACAAAAUUUGGCACUUGCUGAUUGUUACAAUUAUCUUUUCUUUGAUAACCCAACCAGUGAAAAAUCAGGUGCAAUCUUCUUUGAUCUUGCUGAAAAUGAUCACUCUCAUGCCGAAAGUUCAUCUCAAGAAAAGAAGAGUGGAUUAAGCAAAUUGUUUAGUCGUUCUUCGAAGAAAGAGGAACCUUAUUUACAAGUACAACUUGUGAUUUUCGAGUUUGGAGAUUCACUCAUUAUGGAAAUGAACGAUGUGCAAAGAUAUAAAUUCUUUAGAACUGGAUUAAUGAUUGGUAAUUGGUUUUUGGAAUGGAGAGAGAAUUCGUUGGUCAUUCCUUCCAGAAAACCACCUCAAGGACUUGUUCGAUUUAAUCCACAUUUUCAUUUCAUUCCUUUAAGCAAAAUUGAAGGUACCAAAAACAUUUCCUCGAAACUUCAAAGAUUAUCUGAAGUUUGUGCUCUCUGGAAUGGUACUCACAUUUAUCAUCCUCAUACUUGCAAUCAUCAACAUUUUGUCAACGAUGUUAUUCUCUCUUUGGAUCUUCUCCCCAUUGAAGAUUCAUCAGAUAAAUCAAAACCAGGAAAAAUUUCAUUCCCAUGUGGUCUCUCAGUGAAGAGACUUCUCGAUCGAAUUGAAAAGUAUGGUUUUAGUGACAUGUCUCUCUACAUGAAUGAUAUUGUGAAGGAAGCUUUAUUUGGAAAAAAGAAACAACAAGAACAACAUCAACAAACUGUGGAGAGAGUGAUUUAUGGAGAAGCUUAUUCGAGAUUGGGUGAAGAAAAGACUCUUGUUGGAAAUAUUGAAUACGCUCCUGAGAGAAUUAGAAGUAAAUAUACUUAUAAGAAUUUACAAAAGAAUACAAGCAAGGAAGAGGAGAAUGAUGAAAAGAACUUUUUGAUUUUCACAAGUCAUUCACAUUUGGAUCAAGUUUUCUUUGAUUUGGAUACUAAAAUUGGAAGUGGAUGUGAAGGAAAGGAUUUCUUUAAGACCACUCUGGAUGGAAAGUGGGACUUGUGGUUAUUGAAAUUGUACGAUCGAUGUUUUUGGAUUCGAAUGGCCAAUAAGAUUUAUAAUCCAAAAGAUGCUCCACUCUCUAAUUUGCCAGAAAAUUCACCUUUUAAUGUGACUCAUACUGGUCACUUUGGACCAUGUAUGUGCCCUUUCAAUAUGAGUGGUGUUUCUCUCACUGAAUUUGACAUUCAGUUGAUGAUGGUGAAUCCAUUGCCACCAACUGAAUAUUUGGGAAAUUAUGAUCCUCCAAUUCCAGAUCGAAUUUGGCUUCCUUAUCAAAAGUAA
Molecule: messenger RNA, 3396 nt
Organism: Naegleria fowleri
Lineage: Eukaryota; Heterolobosea; Eutetramitea; Acrasida; Naegleriidae
Exons: 3
Coding region: 1-3396 (1131 amino acids)
Source: RefSeq, a predicted model, not a curated record